Psilocybe cubensis is the source of this 1662-nucleotide messenger RNA. RefSeq lists its product as uncharacterized. Lineage: Eukaryota; Fungi; Basidiomycota; Agaricomycetes; Agaricales; Agrocybaceae. The coding region runs from base 1 to 1662 and encodes 553 amino acids. The transcript is spliced from 4 exons. Gene Ontology annotation, molecular function: mRNA binding. Gene Ontology annotation, cellular component: cytoplasm; nucleus. The record is from RefSeq and is a predicted model, not a curated record.
AUGUCCAGUUCGCCCCCAGAUAUCUCGUCGCUCACUCUCAACUCAAGAGCCUCUCAGCAGCAUCUCCAUGACUCUUAUGAUUACGACGGUCGCUCUCAGCCAUAUCACUUUGCCACUACCCAGGGUCUCCAGCAGUCCCCCUACAACCAUCUUGCCAGCAUCGCCCAGUCGCCCCUCAAGAACAAGCCUGUCCGCAGUGCUCUUCCUUCUCAAUGGCUCGACAACAACUCGUCCGACAGUCGCUCUCUUUCCCCUCAUAACAAUUCCGACUUUUCCUCGGGCGGUGGCUCCCCUCCGCUGGCUCAUCUCAAUCCCCCCAUUGGCCCUGGCUCUCCUGCCCAGCAGAAUCCAGACGACGAUGUCAUCCCCACCGCCAUAGUCAUUAAAAACAUUCCAUUUAACGUCAAACGUGAGACUCUGCUUGAUAUCAUCGCUUCUUUAUCUAUUCCCACUCCUUAUGCUUUCAAUUAUCACCUUGAUCAACAGGGUUCUUUCCGUGGCCUCGCUUUUGCAAACUUCCGUCAGGCUGCAGACGCAGACGCCGUCGUCGUCGCCCUCAAUGGCUUCGAUGUUCAGGGGCGCAAGUUGCGUGUAGAGUACAAAAAGGUCCUCCAGGCCGGUGAAAAGGAACGCAUUGAGCGCGAAAAGGCUAUUCGCAGGAUGCGCUCUAUGCAAAUCGAGAAGGAGCAGAACAACGUCAACUCAAUCUAUGAGGACUAUGGCACUCCUCUCGCUUCUUCUACUCUUUCUUCUGGAUUCGGUGCUCCUCAAAGGUCGUUCUCUACCAGUGGUGCGUACCAGCCUCAACAGCAGCAGUAUUCGCCUCCGGGUAUCUCUGCUAUGCCUACCCCUACCUAUCCGAUGCCACUUGCUUCAGCGCCUGCCGCUCCUUCUCAUCCUGCCCCUUCGGCAACUCCCAGCGUGUCUGAGAAAUCUGCCUCGAGCGAGCUUGACCUCAAUGACCCAUCCACCCUUGAGAUCUACUCUAGGAUCUUGCUUUUCAAGGACGACAGAAUGCGCGACGAACUGGCCUUUUCCCGAACUCUGUCCCCUAAGCAAAGACGUGUCGUCCAUCUGAUUGCUCAGAAGCUGGGUGUCUACCACUAUUCUGUGGGUGAAGGCGAUGAACGUUAUGCCGUUGUGACUAGAAUUGAUCCCCAAAGGCAACAGCAGCAGCAGCAACCCCAGCGCCAGCCUCACACUCUUUCUCGGGCACCCUCUGCAUAUCUUUCACCAAUUAGUCCUACUACCACCAUCAACUCUCUUCGGGUUAAGAAGUCUAUGCCUGACAUGAAGACACUCCAUCAACAGGCCCCACGCCUAAAUUCCCGUUCUUCCAACGGAAAUAUCCGAGAAGGUUACGCCACUAUUUCCUCGCCGUCUCGCAGGACAUCGGGUGGUUUUGGCUCGCUCUUCUCGAAUGGCAACGGUCCGUUCGGUGGCUCGAUUCCCCCUGUUCCUAGCCUGCCUCCUUCUCUCGGGUCCGCCACGCUGAACGGAGGCAGCAUCGAUAACAACUCUGGUGGCGGUGUCUUGCGCCAACCUCGCGGGCCCGGUGUCGGUGGAUUCGGCAGGCGUGACAGCAGGAUAGGGGUUAGCGAGUCCCAAGUUUCUGCGAGAGGUGGGCUUGAUGCUCAAACUUACGAACCACUGGAAAUCUGA